CUCAUUACCAUCCACAAUUUUUCUCCAAGCAUCAAACAUUAGUUUCAAUUCUAAACAAAUCAAUUAGUUUCCCUUAAUGGCAAGUACAAGCAGAACCACAUCGCUACAAGUUCAGCCUCCCAGAUACGGGAAUCUUAUAACUGUUCUUAGCAUAGACGGCGGAGGAAUUAGGGGAAUCAUCCCUGGAGUUCUUCUCACUUAUCUUGAAUCUCAACUUCAGGAACGAGAUGGUGAAGAUGCAAGGCUUGCAGACUACUUCGACGUGAUUGCUGGGACAAGCACAGGUGGUCUAAUUACGGCCAUGUUAGCAGCACCCGACGAAAACAACAGGCCGCUAUUCGCUGCCAAAGACAUCGUGCCUUUCUACCUUGAUAACUGUCCUAAAAUAUUCCCACAAUCAAGGGGAUUGUGUGCCUCAGUUACAGAUCUGGUUAAAGUUCUAAUAGGACCAAAGUACGAUGGGAAGUAUCGGCACAAGCUAAUAAGAGAUAUUGUAGGGGACAAAAGAUUGAGCCAGACAUUGACAAACGUGGUUAUUCCAACUUUCGACAUCAAGAAACUACUUCCUGUCAUCUUUUCCUCCUAUCAGGUGUCAAGCUAUCCAGUCAAGAAUGCUCAACUUUCAGACAUUUGCAUCGGAACCUCAGCAGCGCCUACUUACUUUCCUGCCUACUAUUUUGAGAACCAUCAACAAGGAAAAACAGAAGAAUUUAACCUCAUUGAUGGUGGCGUGGCCGCUAAUAAUCCGGCUUUGGUUGCCAUUAGUGAAGUGACAAAACAAAUUAUGAGAAAGAAUCCAGAUUUCUCGGAGGUGCCGCCCAUGGAACUAUACAAACGGUUUCUACUAAUCACGUUGGGGACGGGUUCAAACAAGAUUGAACUGAAAUACAGUGCUAAGAUGGCUUCCAAGUGGGGGAUUCUUAGCUGGUUAUACGAUGAUGGCUCUUCUCCUUUACUGAAUUGUUAUAAUAAAGCAAGUUCGGAAAUGGUUGAUUACCACAACUGUGUGGUUUUCCAAGCUCUUCAAUCUGAAAACAACUACCUCAGGAUUGAUGAGGACACACUAACGGGAAAUUUAUCUUCAGUGGAUAAAGCUACAAACGAGAACUUGGAAAAUCUAAUGGAAGUUGGAAAGCAAUUGCUUAAGAAACAAGUUUCACGUGUGAAUGUGGAUACAGGUCUAUAUGAACCAGUUGAAAAUGAGGGCACCAAUGAAGAAGCACUUCAAAGGUUUGCUAAAUUACUUUCGGAUGAAAAGAAAUACAGGGAGUCGAAAUCACCAAGGCCAAAGACAAAGGAGGAGUUCCGCAAGACUUCAAACUGGAGUUUUGUGAUGCAGACAGAUGUUAAGAGAUCAAAACUUCCUUCAGAUGCAGCUGACAUUAUGAUGGAAGAUGUCUCAUUAUUGACAAAUCUUCUGCAAUAUCAUGUUGCUAAGGACAAGCUGGUAUUUUGCAGAACAACGUUAACCAGAUUUGUGCCUGAAGUGCAUGGUUCUAUGCAGCCUGUCCCUCAUGCUCAAAGAAAAUGAGGAAAAAGCCACGGAGUCAACUACUAUUAAUCUGCCGAGAUCAUGAAAUGCAGGUCUCACUUUAUAGGUACAAACAAAGACUCUAAGUAACAGAUUAGCCACUUUAUUUUCAGGAAGGACCCUGUGCACAUGUCAUCGAAAGAGACUUGACUGAGCUGGUGAGAUGUUGCAUGCAGCUGGGGUGGGGUGGGGUGGUUAUCAAUAAAUUGAUUGAUUUGGGUCUUGAGGAUUGUGCAAUGAGGUUAUCAAUUAUAGUAUUUGCUUAGUGGAGCUUAGUAUCAUUCUGUUUGGUAUAGCCAAAUUGCAGGGAGAGGAGACUAGAGUUGCUUGCAAACUCAUGGAGAGCUAAGGGUGGUGUUUUCUUGAUUGGCUGCUCCACUUUCAGAAACUUAUCUCUUGGAAACUGGAAUUCGGAAGGUGACCUGAAUUUCCUAACAUCAUCCUCCAUGGCAUUUGCUUCCAUCAGAGUGGUUCAGGACGGAUACAGAGAUGUACUGAAGUUAGCUGAUAACUUUGGGUCAUCUAUGUAAAAUCUGAUCCUAGGUCUUGGUUGAAGUAUGCUUACAGAGUUGUUUCCGAUCAAAUGAAGAAGGCAAUGUAUUUCCAUUUCCUUGAUGGAGCUGCGUGAAUUAUUUUGUGAAUUGAGUAAGGAUGCUUCAUUCUAUUUUGGUCAGUUCCUUUGAAGCUUGAAGUGAUCUCAUGAUUCAAGUGAAGGGAAGCAGAUAUUUGCUUCACAGGGUACACUCAUAAAGUUCCUCACAGAUUCCAAUUGUCACACAGUUUCCACUUCUGUCAAAGUGUUUAAGGCUGCAAACGCUCUGCUUUGAAUAUGUAGAAACUUAUAAUCCAACUGCAUGAUUUUCCGAGUGGAGUUUAGGCAUUUGAGCACGGCACAGAAUUCUGCUAUGGAAUCAAAAUCACCCUCAAUGCCUUUCAGAUCAAUACACAAAUGAGCUCCGGGCGGUUGUACGAAAUGUGUUCAAAAAAGAUCUUCAUGAAACUGAGAACUGCAUUUGAUUACUGUUAGUUAUUAGUUCACUUAGAAAGAGAGCAAUUGGUUAUUGCUCUAUGACCCGAAUGCAGUUAUACCAACUACAGUAAUUUUUCAUUUCAUUUAAACAAAGUCUUUGUUAUCGAUGCUAAUCAAACACUUCAAAACAAACAAAAUUUA
This is a messenger RNA of Rosa chinensis, 2702 nucleotides long. Its product is annotated as patatin-like protein 3. The coding region runs from base 77 to 1531 and encodes 484 amino acids. The transcript has 16 exons. Gene Ontology annotation, biological process: lipid metabolic process. NCBI's taxonomy places the organism in Eukaryota, Viridiplantae, Streptophyta, Magnoliopsida, Rosales, Rosaceae. Gene Ontology annotation, molecular function: glycerophospholipase activity; monoacylglycerol lipase activity. The record is from RefSeq and is a predicted model, not a curated record.